Molecule: messenger RNA, 1494 nt
Organism: Daldinia caldariorum
Lineage: Eukaryota; Fungi; Ascomycota; Sordariomycetes; Xylariales; Hypoxylaceae
Product: DUF1613-domain-containing protein
Exons: 1
Coding region: 1-1494 (497 amino acids)
Biological process (GO): tRNA methylation
Molecular function (GO): tRNA (uridine) methyltransferase activity
Source: RefSeq, a predicted model, not a curated record
AUGGUCUUCGAUGCGCAAGAGCUUCCCGAUGACUCUCCGAGUCUAAUUAAAGAUUCGUCUGGAUCAAGAUGGACUCCCCUAUUUCUGAAGAGCUGUGAGUUCGAUUCGCAAAUCUUUUUCAAAGUCAUGAUGAAUUUGAUUCGCAAUCCGAAUAUCAAUUCCAGUUGGCUGUUCCGGGCCGAUAUCUUGGUAGAGCGGGAUCUACGUAAAAAAGAUGAGACUACUGACCCCGCGGUCACACGGCCAAGCAUUAUCUACUUUGAAGAUAUGCACCUUGAUAAAGCCCUGGUACGGAAGCUUGUUCCUAGAAAUACUCGAAGAGAUGAGCCUCUAGACCAAACGUGUCUAAUUUAUCAUGGCACUGGACCGGGGAAUAUGGAAAGGUCCAUGGUUGUUUACAAACCCCACGUCUCAUCUCCUGAUGACAUGCCAUUCUAUCAUCCUAAAGUGCAAGGCAUAGCAUUUCUCCACGAAUGGAGCCCCGAAGACAAUAAGGGUUCCGUGUCUAUCCAUUACCAUUUCUUUAACGAUGGAGAUCGUUCGCCAAAGUUGGUGGGGACAGCCUCUAAUCUCCUGUCAGUGCUCCAUAAGCAUGGCGAAGGAACUAAAAAGGGGUACACUAAGCGGGUUCAUCACGACACUAUCGUCCCCCAGAUCUCUGUGCAGAAUACAUAUACUAGGUUAAAGCAGAGUUAUGCUCGCCAGCUUAUUGAAACCUGGGCCGAGGUAACAGACCCGUCUAAGCACGUGUUUGAAGACUUGGCCAUUGCGGCGUUUCUUAUCGAGCUGUGGGCUCAGAUGUAUAAAGACUCCCCUUUCCCUGGAUUUGUCGAUAUUGGCUGCGGUAACGGGCUGCUCGUGUACCUCCUUCGAAAAGAAGGAUAUUCAGGUUGGGGAUUUGACGCGCGGAAACGGAAAUCAUGGGAACAGUAUUCCGAAACGAUUAGUGAUGAGCCGGAGGAUCGAGAGAGUCUCCGGCAGCAUGUCCUACUUCCUUCUGUGAUCAACCACCCUCUAAACAGGAAGGAUACGAGUAGUGUGACCGUCUAUGAUGUAGAUAGCACUGAUCUUAUACACGACGGUUUAUUUCCUGAAGGCACGUUUAUCAUAUCUAAUCAUGCAGACGAGUUGACACCGUGGACACCGAUACUUGCUGCUAUAUCAAAUUGUCCGUUCAUCAUGAUACCGUGCUGCAGUCACGAUCUUACCGGUGCAAGAUUCCGGGCUCCCGCGCCGAAAACGCAAGGGAAAUCGCCGUCGGCGUAUUCCUCACUCGUCGAAUGGAUAAAAAGCAUAGCAAGGGACUGUGGGUGGGAGAUAGAAACCGAGAUGCUUAGGAUACCAAGCACAAGAAACACGGGUUUGAUCGGUAGAAAAAGGAGUUCAUCCUCCUCAGCGGUAGAUAUCCAAGAGGUUAUAGUUAAAUAUGGCGGUACGGAAGGGUAUGCGGAUAACGUGAUGAAGCUGAUAGAGAGCAAGCCGAGGGGACAUUAG